GAAACCCCUUAACAAAUUCCCAAAUUCCCAAACCCUAAAAAGAACAUUUUUAUUGUUUUAAUUAAACUAAACACAGUGAAGAAGCCGAUUCCAAAGAGAGAGAAAUCUACAGAAUCUCUCAGUAGAGGACCCCUGAAAUGGCGUCCUCUAAAGUCAUGAAAUCUACUAAUUCGCAAAAUUCGGAUCUCUCCAAACGUCCCUCUUCUUCUUCCAUUAAACCACCGGCUCAGCAACAACAACUACAACUACCGCAACAGCAGACGCUCCCUUCAGCCAUGACGGUGGACGGAAUUCUCCGCGACGUGUACAACUCGACGGCGGUGUCGACGACGACGGACGCCACUCUGCUCGACGCGCAGAUCACGUUGAUCGAGACGAACGAUCAUAAUAUUGGUAAUAAUAAUGGUAAUCAUAAUCAGAGUGAGGAGCAGAACGGCGUCGUUUCUAUGAGUUUGGGGAAGAGUGUGGAUGAUGUGUGGAGAGAGAUCGUGUCGGGGGAGAAGAAGGAGAUGAAGGAGGAGGCAGCGGACGAGAUGAUGACGUUGGAGGAUUUUUUGGUGAAGGCCGGAGCUGUCGAUGACGUGGAUGAGGAAGGUGGAUCUGAGGUCGACGUGAAGUUACCGAUUACCGAGCGGUUGAGUGGUGGGGUCUAUGCGUUUGAUUCGGCCCUACCACCGAGUCCCUUUCAAGUGGAAGGUGCGAUUGUGGGGUUCGGAAAUGGAGUGGAAGUGAUUGGUAGUGGUGGUGGAAUGAGUGGAGGGAGAGCGAAGAGAGGGAGAGUGAUGUUGGAGCCAUUGGAUAAGGCAGCGCAGCAGCGUCAGAGGAGGAUGAUCAAGAAUCGUGAGUCCGCUGCAAGGUCUAGGGAAAGGAAGCAGGUUGAAGAAGGCCUAUCAAGUGGAAUUGGAAUCCUUGGCAGUGAGGCUGGAGGAGGAGAAUGAACGGCUGUUGAAAGAGAAGG
Messenger RNA from Pistacia vera, 958 nucleotides. RefSeq names its product G-box-binding factor 4-like. The record is from RefSeq and is a predicted model, not a curated record. The transcript is spliced from 2 exons. Gene Ontology annotation, cellular component: nucleus. Bases 138 to 938 code for a protein of 266 amino acids. Gene Ontology annotation, biological process: positive regulation of DNA-templated transcription. Gene Ontology annotation, molecular function: DNA-binding transcription factor activity. NCBI's taxonomy places the organism in Eukaryota, Viridiplantae, Streptophyta, Magnoliopsida, Sapindales, Anacardiaceae.